Messenger RNA from Aureobasidium melanogenum CBS 110374, 1671 nucleotides. RefSeq lists its product as uncharacterized. The record is from RefSeq and is a predicted model, not a curated record. The coding region runs from base 1 to 1671 and encodes 556 amino acids. NCBI's taxonomy places the organism in Eukaryota, Fungi, Ascomycota, Dothideomycetes, Dothideales, Saccotheciaceae. The transcript is spliced from 3 exons.
AUGCCAAUAGAUCUUGGUUCAGGGCCGUGGAAUGCAAUCACCCAACUGGUAGAUUAUCCUGAGCAAAACAUUACAUUCUUCCCAUCCCUUACGCAAACGAGCUUGUUCGUACAAGCGAGUGCUUGCGAUACGCAGAAAUCUGCUUGUGAGCCUCAUCAAUCAGGCAUGUGGACACAGAGCGGUGCACAUUCGCUCUUCAACUGGGUCAACAUAUCCAUACCUGAUGCUUCAAAUUGGGACGCUGCGGCAGGCCCUCUCAUGCUCAAGGGUUCUGCAGUGCUGACCACUAAUCGAAUUGUCUUGUGGUCAGCGGAUCGUACACUUGGGCCAGACUAUCUUGAUGGCGUGGCUAUCACCAUAGCUUCCAAUUAUACCGUCACAGAUUCGGAGCCCGAUACGUCCUACACACUGGAAGUUGGCAUGUUAUCACUGGAUACCCGAUCGAGUCCCGUCAGUUGGACUACCGGCAAUGGUUCAGAUGUUUCGUACGAUCGAUUUCUGCAUCGUGCUUACCAGACUGGAAACAUUCCAUCGGUCUCUUUCGGCUUACAUGUAGGCUCUGUCUGGCCUUCAAUCCCCGGAAGUCUUGUCAUAGGUGGCUACGAUAGAUCUCGGUGCAUCAGCACACCAAUCGUUUCGGACACGAACGACUUCUCGCUUGCCGAGUUGAGCUUAGAAGUUGCCUCUGGAGGCUGGUCUUUUCUGAACACUUCUAGAAAUGACCCCGAACACCUCUUGCGCGUUGAUGAAGCUAACAGCAGCAACAACUCCCUGCCGGUGUUGCCCAAUCCUGGUGUACCAUACAUAUACCUUCCGGGAGACACAUGCUCAACAAUAGCUUCAUUCCUGCCGGUGGACUAUGAUGAGACCCUUGGACACUAUAUCUGGAACACGACACACCCAUCAUUUGAAGACAUUGUAUCGUCGCCAUCAGCUCUCAAGUUUUCCUUUAACACAAAUUCAGGUAUCGAGAACAUUUCAGUGCCUUUUGCACUGCUGAAUCUAACGCUUGAAUACCCUAUCAGCAGCACAGCAACGCAGUACUUUCCUUGUGCCUCUUACACGCCGCCCGAUGGUUCGUCUUACCACCUUGGACGCGCUUUUCUACAAGCAGCAUUCCUAGGACAGCAAGGUCAGACAGAUAAGAAGUUCCUGGCUCAAGCGCCGGGGCCGGGCAUGAUGGCUCAGGCUAUCACGAAGCUUGCUUCUACAGACACCACGUUGACGGCUAUGGCUAACCCGCCAUUAUGGAACGCGACGUGGACUGGUCAAUUGAAAGCAAUUCCGGGAAACGUCGGAACAAGCAAUGCGAAGCCAGAGAAAUCCAAGAGAUUGAAUGGGGGUGCGAUCGCUGGCAUCGUAGUGGGAGCGGUGGCUGGUCUAGUACUGUGCGCAAUUGCAGCUUUGGUCUUCCGUCGCCGACGUAAGCAAAGCAAGGAGCAGACUGUACAAUGGGGUGGACAUCAGUACAGUGUGGAAAAAGACACUUUUUUAGGACGAGGCACAGGUACAGUCAGCGAAGUUGCAAGUGAGCCGAUUCAUGAAAUUGCGGCUUCUAAAGUGAUGCAAGAGAAUGACAGCAAGACAGAAACAGCAGAGAUGGAGGUACCGGCAUGUGUGGGAGAGUUGCAAGGAAGCGAUGUUUAUCGCAGAAAUCAGGUGUCGUCUUGA